This is a messenger RNA of Stegodyphus dumicola, 1122 nucleotides long. Its product is annotated as RWD domain-containing protein 2A. Lineage: Eukaryota; Metazoa; Arthropoda; Arachnida; Araneae; Eresidae. The record is from RefSeq and is a predicted model, not a curated record. Gene Ontology annotation, molecular function: protein binding.
UUUGUUUACAUUUAUCGUGGCAAGUUAGUGCGAUAUUUGUUUACGUUGAGUAUGGCAGAGAAAUCUGUGCUUGUCUGCGGUGCAUAUAAAGAAAUAAAUACAUAUCUAUUUAUACAUUUGCAAAUUAAUUUAACGUAUUUAAAUUAUAAAGAUAUAAAAUUAUAUUUAUGAAGUUUACGUAAAUGAAUGUUAUGGAAGUAAAUGCAAGUGAGGAUACUGUACUCUCUUACAAUUUUGAACUGCAAUUAUCUGAAAUUGAAAUGCUAAGUAGCAUGUAUCCAGAUAGCAAUGAAUUCAGUAUAUCAUUGCCUUCUGCUAUUGCUGAUAUGAACCGCUAUAUUACUGGUAAAACUAGACGCGUUCCUACUGAACUGGAUUUCACGUUGAAUCUGCAUAUUCCAGAUGUAAAAGACAAGUUGGAGGUCAAUGUUAUCUUUCCUCAUGAGUAUCCAGCAAAAAAACCUCACAUAUGCGCCCGAUCCACUGGUCUUAGCAGAGCUCGCCAAAAGGAAUUGAAUUCUGCAAUUUCAGAUUUCAUUUCAUCACAGCCGGAAGGUGAUUUAUGUAUGAUCACUUUCAUCAACUGGGUGAUAGAAAAUGCAGCAAGCUUUUUUUCACCGCAGACGAGCGAACUAGAUGCUGCAAAAAAUCAGCGUGGAGAAAGGAAUAUAUUUUGUAGAAUGUGGAUAUACAGCCAUCAUAUAUUCAGUAAAUUCAAAAGGCGAGAAAUAGUUGAUUGCGGCCAGGAUUUAAACUUGACUGGUUUCUCUCUACCAGGUAAGCCUGGUUUCAUCUGUAUUGAAGGUACAAAAAGGGAUUGUUACGAAUUUCUUCAACAUUUAAAACAGAUGAGUUGGAAAAAGAUAUCUUUGAUAAAAGAAGAAAUUGAAGAGAUAAGCGAAUCUAGUUUAGAUAGUGUCCGGAGGUUUGAUGGGUUUCAAGAAAUUAGUUUUCAUGUCAGAAGAGGACCGGCAAAAGAAUAUCAUAUGGAUAUGGGAGAAUUUCUAAAAUAUCUUGAAUCUCAUAACUGUGCAUACGCUUUCCAAGACUUAUUUGGCAUAGAAGGUCGUGUAUCAAAUGAAAAAUAAUUGUAAAUAAUAAAACUGUUUAUACGAUUUCUCA